AUGCCGAGGCUCCGACCACUCCCUCAAAGAGCCCAAGAUUACGUAACCGUAGGUCAAAAAAGCCCCGGCCGGAGCUACUUUAGUCCCCGCUUCGAUGAUAACAAAGAGCAUUGGUACAGUGGUUACCUAAACACGAGUCAAACACUUCCCGUAAAAAUCUUUUUUUCCUAUGGUGGUGAAGAAGCUGCCGGGACUAGUGGUGCGGAACCUCGUGUUCUGAGUCAACGAUGUAAACAGCUCGGGCAACUGGAUAUAGAACUCAAUGAGCACCAUAAACUGCCUAUUCCUCCUCUGGGUGGCGCUUAUGAAAGGGGUUCAUCGGCAUCAUCAAUAACUGGAACAUUCACAGGGUCUAAGCGGAAACUCCUCCCAAUGAAUGGGAAAUUCUUUCGGGUUUCACCCUAG
Molecule: messenger RNA, 405 nt
Organism: Striga asiatica
Lineage: Eukaryota; Viridiplantae; Streptophyta; Magnoliopsida; Lamiales; Orobanchaceae
Source: the annotation of a GenBank genome assembly